This is a messenger RNA of Aphis gossypii (cotton aphid), 1381 nucleotides long. RefSeq lists its product as uncharacterized. The transcript has 2 exons. Gene Ontology annotation, biological process: regulation of transcription by RNA polymerase II. Gene Ontology annotation, cellular component: nucleus; transcription regulator complex. Lineage: Eukaryota; Metazoa; Arthropoda; Insecta; Hemiptera; Aphididae. The record is from RefSeq and is a predicted model, not a curated record. Bases 333 to 1253 code for a protein of 306 amino acids. Gene Ontology annotation, molecular function: DNA binding.
AUAUAUUAAUAAAGGAAAUAAUAUAAAAUUAAAUUAAUAAUAAUAAUAUUAUUAUUAAAGACACCGUCUAGACUCAUUUACUAUUCUAAGAACGCCAGUUAUUAAAGCGAAAUGUAUAUUUUCAAUAAAUGUUAUUUUUGAACAUAAUAUAUUAUUAUAUUAUGAAAUUGUACUGUGGUUUAUUUUGUGAUCAAUUGCGAUUGUUACCGUGAGCAGCUUGUGUCACUCGUAUCACUUUAUUAAAUAUUAUAGUUUACUUUCACUGUGAUCGGUUUGAAUAUCGUGUGAAUUUAUUAUUCUUUGAAAAAAAGUGUCUUUUGUAUAAAAAAAAUAUGGAAAUUAACAUAGACACAUUAAUCAAUGAAGUUGAAAAAAGGCCUGCCAUAUGGGAUAUGUCAAGCCAUGAUUACUCAAACCGAACACUGAAGAGAAGAUGUUGGGAAGAGUUGGUGCUUAUUUUUUGUAGCACAGAGGAUUCGGAAGAGAAGAAAAAAAGUUUAGGAUUAGAAUUACAAAAAAGAUGGAAAGGUCUUCGGGAUGGCUAUGUAAAAGAAGUUAAAAAAAUGAAACAAAUAAAGUCUGGAUCGGGAGCGUCUGCGAGGUCGUCAUAUUUAUACUAUGGAAGAUUACAAUUUCUACAGCCUACUAUAAAAAAAAAUUUGACUGAGAGUAAUUUUGAGACUGCAGAAGUUGGUGAUGAUGAAGACGUAGAAUCAGCCACUGAAAAUUUUAUUGAAGAAGACAGUCCCAGUGCUUCAAACAAGGAAGGUAUUUUCAAAACUCUUCCUAACCACCAACGAAAAAAAAUAAAACUUCAUCCUGCUGAUGAACACUUCGCAAAUAUAAUCGAAAAAAGUUUAAAUCAAAGGAAUGUCGCAGAUAAAAAAGAAGACGAUGAAGAUAAAUUGUUUUGUUUGUCUUUAGUUAAGGAAAUUAAAAAAGUACCCGAAACCAUGCGUUUAAAAACUAAAAUUGAAAUUUAUAACCUAAUUCUUAAAAAUCAGUCAGUUUCAACUCAAUCUCACCCUCUAAAUACUACAAAUAUCUCUCAAUCUAACCAUUUAGCUACAGCAUACAGUCAACAAUAUACACCACGAUUUACAUAUUCACAAUACGAUCAUCCAAAUUACACAACUGCAGUUCCGUAUGGUACGCCUCAUCAAAUGUACACUCAAAUGAACCAAAAUAAUAUAGUACCAUCACCUGCCAGUGACAUUUCUCAAGAGUCGUCAGAUCUUGAUAUAUUUGGAUGAAAAUAUAAUUUAAAAAAUAUAUAAAGUGGUUCUAUUUAUAUAAGUACUUCUUUUUAAUUUUGUUAAACGUUAAAGGUUGAUUUUUUUAUUUUGUUUUAAAUUUUAACAUUAAAAUGUUUUUUCUUUCA